Drosophila subpulchrella is the source of this 1002-nucleotide messenger RNA. Its product is annotated as peritrophin-44. Gene Ontology annotation, molecular function: chitin binding. The coding region runs from base 1 to 1002 and encodes 333 amino acids. The record is from RefSeq and is a predicted model, not a curated record. Lineage: Eukaryota; Metazoa; Arthropoda; Insecta; Diptera; Drosophilidae. The transcript is spliced from 2 exons. Gene Ontology annotation, cellular component: extracellular region.
AUGGAAAAACCGAUUUGUUUCGUGGGCGUGGCACUGGUGCUGCUGGUACUACAAGCCUGCGAAUUGGUGAAUGCCAGGGAUGAGGACAUCUGCCGAUUGUUCUCCAAUAACACUGUGAUCCGAGAUCCCGAUUCCUGCAGCCGAUCGAUAACAUGCAUCGAUUUUGUGAGUCACUACAGUAGCUGCUCGGGAGACACCCCGUUUUUCGACAAGGAUGUGGGCAAAUGUGUGAAGUCCCUGUCUUCCACGUCCAGUUGUUCGAUUUCCUGCGAGGGCGUGGCCAACCAUUUCCUGGCCGAUCCAAAAUCCUGCUAUGGAUACUACUACUGCUCGGAAAAGGAGAUAGCCAUGUAUGGCAAAUGCCCAGAGAACACUCACUUCAAUGCCACCACCGAAACUUGCACCUAUCAAUACGAAUCGGCCUGCACCACCAGCACCUUUGAGUACUGCAACAUAGUGGCAAACUCCGUGAAUUUCGACAAUCUGCAAGGAUGCGAUAAAUAUCACGUGUGUGAGAAGGGUAAACUGUCGGAUAAGACCUGCACGAAUCAAUAUUAUCAGGCCAGCUCGGGUACCUGUGUGGCCAAGGCCCUGGUCAAUUGCGAUGCCCAUCCAAAUGCAAAUAUGUGCGGCAAGGCCAGCAAGCCCACGGAAGACAAGUUCGUACCGGAUGGAGCCACCUGUCGUGGUUAUUUCUACUGUGCCAAGCAGGCGGAUGGCUCUCCGGACCAGAAUCCCAUCUGGAACCAGUGUCCCCAGGACAAGUUCUUCGAUGAGUCCAGCCAGAUGUGCAUUAGCCCCACAUUGGUGAAGUGCACUAACGAUCGUUGCGAUGGCCGUACUGUCGAUUUUGUCCUCAGUACCACUGUGGGUUGUCGGAACUACUAUUACUGCUCCGGUGGAGUCGCCAGUGCCGAGAAGUCAUGCGGCAACUACUUCUUCGACGAGGAGCUGGGUGGUUGCGUCCCGAAUAUUAAAUCCUACACUGCAUGUACUAAAUAA